This is a messenger RNA of Lampris incognitus (smalleye Pacific opah), 2444 nucleotides long. RefSeq names its product protocadherin alpha-3-like. Lineage: Eukaryota; Metazoa; Chordata; Actinopteri; Lampriformes; Lampridae. The record is from RefSeq and is a predicted model, not a curated record. Gene Ontology annotation, biological process: homophilic cell-cell adhesion. Gene Ontology annotation, molecular function: calcium ion binding. The coding region runs from base 45 to 2444 and encodes 799 amino acids. Gene Ontology annotation, cellular component: plasma membrane. The transcript has a single exon.
UAACCGGGUUUGACCCUGUAACUGUGUUCUUGUUGGAGUGAAUCAUGUCUUUACCGAGUAGAAGGAGCUCCAUUGCGACAUUUCUUGUGAUCCUGCUACUGGAUUGUUACUGGGAGGCGGCGUCCGGGCAGCUCUCGUAUUCCGUCUCAGAGGAGGUAAACCCGGGGACGUCUGUUGGAAAUAUCGCAAAGGAUCUAAACCUCAGUGUUCAGGAUUUGGAGACUCGUAUGUUUCAGAUUGUAACCGGAUCGAAGGGGAAAUAUUUCGAGGUAAAUCCAAAGACUGGCGUCCUCUACGUCAGUGAGAGAAUAGACAGAGAGGAGCUGUGCUCGAAGGUUGCAAAAUGUAUUGUAAACGUAGAGGCUGUAAUCAAUGACCCCUUAAAUGUUUACCGGUUAAAAAUCAAUAUAUUGGAUAUAAAUGAUAACGCACCCUUUUUCUCCGAGAAUUUACAAUCGCUUAAUAUCCCUGAAAGUAAUUCACCAGGUAUGAAAUUUGGAUUGAUAGAGGCAUCGGAUUUGGAUGUGGGCAAGAACAAUGUCAAUACAUACAAGCUCAGCUCCAAUGAAUAUUUUUCUUUGGAAAUUCAUAAAGCGGGUGAGAGUGUGUCUGCUGAGCUGCUGCUGCAGAAAGCUUUAGACCGAGAGAAGCAGCCUGUUAUAAAACUAACACUCACUGCACUAGAUGGAGGAAAUCCUCCGAAAUCUGGCACCUCUCAUAUCAUUGUUAACGUUUUAGAUAACAAUGACAAUGCUCCGGUAUUCAGCAGCUCUUUAUACAAAACCCAAGUUGUGGAGAAUUUGGCCAUAGGGACAACAGUGAUUGUUCUGAGUGCACAAGACGCAGACGAGGGGUUAAAUAGUGAAAUAGAAUACUCUUUAAGAAGUAAAGGUCAGGAUCACAUAUUAGAUUUAUUUCAAAUUGAUCCUAAAACUGGGGCGAUUACCAUCAAGGGUAAGAUAGACUUUGAGGAAAGCCCCGCAUUUGAGAUCCAUGCACAGGCUAGUGACAAGGGUAACCCCCCUAUGUCUGCUCAUUGUAAAGUGCUGGUAGAGGUGGUGGACGUUAAUGACAAUGCCCCUGAGAUAUCUGUGACGUCACUCCUCAGCACCGUAAAGGAGGAUGCGAGGAUAGGCACUGCAAUCGCCCUUGUCUCAGUGAUUGAUAAAGAUGGAGGUAAAAAUGGUGUUGUAAGCGCUAACAUAGAGAAUGAAGCUCCUUUUAAACUAGAAACAAACUACGAAAAUUAUUAUUCAUUAGUGGUUAAUGGGCGUCUCGACAGAGAGAGCAUUGCACGGUACAAUGUGACUAUCGUAGCAGCGGAUGAGGGGAUCUCACCUCUUUCCAGCACCAGCGUUGUUACUGUGUACGUUUCUGAUGUCAAUGACAACGCGCCUCGUUUCCACGAAUCUGUUAUUAAUAUUUAUGUAAAAGAGAACAGUCCAGUUGGUGAAACUCUUAAAACAGUCUCUGCAGUUGAUGCUGACGUAAAUGAAAAUGGACAAGUGACCUAUUCAUUUUUAGACAACAAUAGUAAAUCAGCACCAUUGUCUACAAUGAUAAAUAUCAACUCAGAGACUGGAGAUAUAGUCAGCCUGCAGUCUUUUAACUAUGAGGAGAUGAAAACGUUCCAGUUUAAAGUUCAGGCCACAGACUCUGGUGCUCCUCCACUCAGCAGUAAUGUGACUGUGAACGUGUUUAUCCUGGAUGAGAAUGACAACAGUCCCGGGAUUCUCGCUCCCUAUUCUGAACACGGCUCCGUUAACAGUGAGAACGUCCCCUAUUCUGCUGAAGCGGGUUACUUUGUGGCCAAAAUCAGGGCUGUAGACGCAGACUCUGGAUAUAAUGCACUGCUUUCUUAUCACAUCUCUGAGCCCAAGGGGAACAGCCUGUUCCGAAUCGGAACCAGCACCGGGGAAAUCAGGACUAAGAGGCGAAUGAGUGACAAUGACCUGAAAACUCACCCGUUGGUGGUGUUGGUUUCUGAUAACGGAGAGCCCUCCCUGUCAGCUACUGUGUCUAUUGAUGUGGUGGUGGUUGAAAGCACAGGUGACAUGCAGACUCCGUUCAGACACGUACCCAUAAAGGAGGAGAGCUUCUCUGAUCUAAACUUGUAUUUGCUGAUCUCCAUCGUGUCAGUGUCAGUGGUGUUUCUACUGAGCCUCAUCAGUUUAAUAGCGGUGAAAUGCCACAGGACAGACGGCAGUUUCAGCAGGUACAGCGCCCCAAUGAUCACCAGCCACCCUGACGGGAGCUGGUCUUACUCUAAAGCUACUCAGCAGUAUGACGUGUGUUUCAGCUCAGACACGCUGAAGAGUGACGUAGUAGUUUUCCCUGCGCCGUUUCCGUCUGCUGAUGCGGAGCUGAUCAGUAUUAAUGGAGGAGACACUUUUAACAGGACUCAAACUUUACCCACCAAAGACAAGGUAAGAGAACGAUACUAA